Coturnix japonica (Japanese quail) is the source of this 3353-nucleotide messenger RNA. Lineage: Eukaryota; Metazoa; Chordata; Aves; Galliformes; Phasianidae. The record is from RefSeq and is a predicted model, not a curated record.
AUGGCAGCAACUCACUUGUUCCAGAGAGAAAAGAAUGCUUCUCUGAUACUUCCACUGCCCUGUAUGAUCGCUCACAAAGGUAGCAGAGAAGCAGCGUUCACCUAUGCCAUCAUUGCUGCCGGAGUAGCCCACGCUGUCACGGCCGCCUGCACCCAGGGCAACCUCAGCAAUUGUGGCUGUGACCGAGAGAAACAGGGCUACUACAACCAGGAGGAGGGCUGGAAGUGGGGAGGCUGCUCUGCGGAUAUCAGAUACGGCAUUGAGUUCUCCCGGAGGUUUGUUGAUGCCCGAGAAAUCAAAAAGAAUGCACGAAGGCUGAUGAACUUGCACAACAAUGAGGCUGGAAGAAAGGUGCUUGAAGAGAGAAUGAAACUGGAGUGCAAGUGUCACGGAGUUUCAGGUUCCUGUACAACCAAGACCUGCUGGACCACACUUCCUAAAUUCAGAGAGAUCGGAUAUAUUUUGAAAGAGAAAUACAACGCUGCAGUACAGGUGGAGGUGGUGCGAGCCAGUAGACUAAGACAGCCAACUUUCCUGAAGAUCAAGCAGAUCAAGAGUUACCAGAAACCAAUGGAAACAGAUUUAGUGUACAUUGAAAAGUCACCAAACUACUGUGAGGAAGAUGCUUCCACAGGAAGUGUUGGCACCCAAGGACGACUCUGUAACCGCACCUCUCCCAAUGCGGAUGGGUGUGACAUGAUGUGCUGCGGAAGAGGUUACAACACGCACCAGUACACCAGAGUGUGGCAGUGCAACUGCAAAUUUCAUUGGUGCUGUUUUGUGAAGUGCAACACUUGUAGCGAGCGGACAGAGGUGUUCACCUGCAAAUAACGGCAUCGUGCACAAACGAACAGAGCAAAUCGCCACCAGUGAAGACAGUGGAGGACAACAAACGACAACAGCAUCAUUUUGCACAUCUAAUCUUCUUUGGGAAAAAAAACAAAAACAAACACAAACCAGUACAUAAACCAAUCCCUCCCCACCACUUACACCUCUACAGAUGGUGCAUUUUGGCUGGCUGACUGUUGUGACUGCUUUGGACAACAGGACUAAGGUGAUGUUGACAACUACAUGAAACAUUUUCUCUCUUUUUUUCUUUCCUUUUUUCUUUUCUUUUUUUUUUUAAGCUACAAUCUGGGUGUUGUAGAGUUCUCCUAGUAAGCGUUAUACAUAUCAGAGAAGCUGAUGGCGUUGCAGCUCCCAUAAAAUUUAAAUAAAAAGACACCUUCUCAGAUUUUAUGACAGAAACACCAAGCCCUGUGCAAAUAAAGACUUCUGUUUUUCUUAAGAAACAAAAUCUUCACUGACUAGAACAAAGCAGUCUUGCUGCAAAACCCUAAAUUUAUAAGAAAGCAGGUAGAGAGAAAACCACAACUGGUGGGGAGAUAAAACCUGUGGCGGAAAUACUCCACUAUCAGCUUGAAAAAAUAAAGUUCACAAAAUUACAUCAGCUGCCAGUGACACUGGAACUCUUUGAAUGAACAUUAAAAAUAAUUAUUUAUGUUUAAAUAGCAUAAAAAAAAUUCUAAGCACUAACGGGUAGUUAUGUCUUAAUUCUGUACUAAAUGUAAACUUAUUGGAACUCUGACUUUUUGAUUUUUGUAUUUGGUUCUCCCUAAGUUCUUCAAUGCUACUGAUCUGUUGUCACUCCUCUAGUAGAGAGUUCGAAUUCUGUAGGCCUUAAGCAAUGACCAGAACUGAGCAAAAGAUCACGUUAAGCUGAUGCUUACAAAUGCUUGAUGAAGACUUUCUUGUUUGCCUCCUGACUACGAGUGACUCUUUUAGAUUCAGGCUUCAGGCAUGGAGCACCUACCCUCAGCUCUCUGCAGGGAGUUGUGGGAUACAAAUAAAUGCUUCAACAAACAUCAAAGGUUUUGCUUUGCAGUCAAAUGCACUGGCAGGAUCUUACAAGCAUUAAACUUUGCCUUUAACAGUUAAAACAUAAGAUUAGCAAUAGUUUUUUAAAAAUUACCAGCUCAGUAUCAGCUGAGAAGUUAAUAAAUAUAUGGUGGCUGAACACCGUAUUGCUGCAGCCUGUGAGUCAUGAUGGAUUCAUGAGCAUAAGAAAGCUAAAACGUGGACUAGAUUGUGUCAUCAUUAUUCUAAGGUUGGCAAUAACACAACCCUGGUAAAUGCGUGAAUGUUAAGAAAGUAGGGGACUUUUUACAACAGUGUCCAAUUUUAAUUCACUUGUCUUUUUCCUCUGAAAGAUUAAAAAAAAAAAAAAAAAAAAAAAUCAUCUGAUCAUAGAGCCAUUAAAGGUUGGAAAAGAUCAUCUAGUCCAAGUGUCAAACCACCCCAUCUGAUAUUUUACUACUGCAAAACCCAAUGAUUCUAACACAGACACAUCCAUUACAAUACAGUCCAUUUAAUCAUAUAAUCACAUGCUUGCAGCAGGGAUCCCAAGCUGUUGCCCUGCUAGCUCCCAUGCUGACUAUGUGAAUAAUCUAGGAUCACCCCCAAAUUUAUGGGCUUGUACUAUCAAAAGAAACCAGCUGCACAGGGACCUUAGUUUGACUGCUCGUGAAGACCUGCCUUUCUGACAGAGACACUUACCCCCUGAAAAUCAGACUCCUUUGAUGUGUCACCUAUGGGGCAUUCAAAACGCUAAGCACUUGUGCAUUUUUGUUAUUGCUGUUGGUUUCUAAAUAACAACCACUGGUUCAAACUCAGCAUAAACGAGUGCAACUACACAAAAGGAAGCUGGGCCCCUCCCCAAAUGCUAGGGUCACUCUGUAUAAUUUAAAGUUCCUUUGAUUCAUGGGGACUGUUGUUGAAUAAUAGUGAAAUACUGUACUUUCACUACAUUCUUGACAGGAAGCAAAUAAAGCUCCCAAGCACAGUAAUGCACAGUCUUAUGGUACUAGAUACUGUAAAUAUAUUAGAAUAGUAUUUGUUAAGUACAGUUGAAGAAUCCAAUUAAGUUAUAUUAAUGUAUAUCGUUUAAAUGUCUAUAGAGUAUUUUAAAUUAUUGUGAACUACACUGCAUUAAGAAGAAAAAAAGGUUAUAUAUUAUAACACCAGCCACUCUGAAAAGUGGACCAAAGUGAUGCUAUCUUUUUUUUUUUACACACCUCUAUUUCAAACAGCUAUGUCAGUUAUUCACCAUCGUAACAAUCCUAUAACUGAAUUAUCUGUGUACAGUAUAAUGUUUCAGAGCAUCCUAAAAAAGCUCUGCUCAUGUAGGGGUGCAGCAUUCAGAAAGGUACUGCUGUAUGGCACAAAGCAGAGGCUGACCACAGAAGUUCAUGGGUUUUGAACUGUGUCCCAAGAAAAAGCAGUUUUGAUGAGAAAACACCAUUACCACUACUGUACUGAAAAAGAAAAAAAAAAAAAAGACAAGUUUUUACAAA